Messenger RNA from Didymodactylos carnosus, 756 nucleotides. Lineage: Eukaryota; Metazoa; Rotifera; Eurotatoria; Philodinida; Philodinidae. The record is from the annotation of a GenBank genome assembly.
AUGAAGACGAUUGUGACUUCGAAAGUAGCUGCGAAACAUCAAGCGAAUAUAGUUGAUGUGAGAACCUGUAAAAUUGACAAUACCGAUGAAUCUCCUAUUCCAAAUCGUGCCGAAGCCACAGGAUUACUAAAAACUGUAUUAGAAAAAGGUAUUAUACCGAUAGGUACUUUUGGAGAUUUAAACAGUACCGAUUCCGACGAAGGCGACGAAGAGUUUCCAAUUCAUUCAGCAUAUUUAGAUGCGAUCUUAGACCAAUUUGCGAAAUUGAGUGGACCCGACCGUAUUGCUUACGGAAAACCAAAUGUUCAACGACUUUAUGCACGAUCAUCAACUGCAAAUUUACUAAGAGGAUGUGUCUAUAUGUCAGAGCCAUAUUUUGUUAUUGACAAUGUAUAUAGUGGUUCAAAAGAGAGGUGUACAAGUGAUUCAGAUUGUGUAAGAGCAAAUACGGUAAGUGGCUAUGAAAGUUGCAAAAACAAUACAUGCGUAGGAUAUACUCGUCCAGUUAGUGAAGUAUUCAAAUUAAGUUGUUUAACAUAUGGAACAGAAAGUUUAUUUAUUACCAACAAAAUUAGUAUCGAACAGAUUAUGGUAAAUGAAUCUAAUACCAAGGUAUCUGGCGGUGUGCUGGCUGCACUUAUCUUACUUGCAGUUUCUUUAACGGGAGCAAUUAUGCUUCUCGGUUUGAUGGCUCUUAGAGAAAGAAGAGGAACACCUCUAUUUGAUUCACGUAUCUUGCUACGAAAUGAACAAUAA